This is a messenger RNA of Oppia nitens, 986 nucleotides long. RefSeq names its product retinol dehydrogenase 11-like. The record is from RefSeq and is a predicted model, not a curated record. Lineage: Eukaryota; Metazoa; Arthropoda; Arachnida; Sarcoptiformes; Oppiidae. Bases 30 to 986 code for a protein of 318 amino acids. The transcript has 4 exons.
UGAGUACUACUAAAAAAAGUGAGAGUAAAAUGUGUGAAAAAGCGGAAAAUGCAAAAACAUUGGUUGGUAUGGCUUUCAAUGAUUUUGGCACUAAUACACUACGUAUGCGACGUAAGUGCAAAAGUGAACGCCGUUUGGACGGUAAGGUUGUGGUCAUUACUGGUGCCAACUCGGGUAUUGGCAAAGAAUCGGCGUUACAGCUAUCAAAACGAGGAGCUAAAAUAUAUAUUGGAUGUCGUAGUCUAGAUAAGGCUCAGUUGGCAAUCAAUGACAUCAAAACGGUAAACCCGAGCGCAGACAUAAUAGCAUUGAAACUGGAUUUGGCGUCUUUGAAGUCUAUCAGACAGUUUGCUUGCGAUUUGAAAGAAAGAGAGCCCGUAAUCGAUAUAUUGAUCAAUAAUGCGGGUAUUAUGAUGUGUCCGGAGUCUAAAACUACUGAAGGUUUUGAGAUGCAAUUUGGUAGCAAUUAUUUGGGACCAUUUUUGUUAACAUUAUUGUUAUUGCCGCAUCUGCGUCAAUCAACACGUGCACGUGUUAUCAAUGUAUCAUCUUCAUAUCACAAAGUGGGCAAAAUUCAUUUCGAUAAUAUAAUGCUGGCUAACGGUGCUUAUGAUCCAACCGAUGCCUACACCCAAAGUAAGUUGGCUCAGGUAUUGGCCACACGAGAAAUGGCCCGACGUCUCGGUGAUGACAGCACUGUAAUGUGUUAUGCUUUGAAUCCCGGUAUCGUCAAGACUGAGCUCCAAAAGUAUGCCUUCAGUAACGAUAUUAUGAGAAAUAUGUUGUUUUUGACGCCAGAAAUGGGAUGUCAGACAACACUGUACUGUACUCUAGAGGAAAGUCUGGAUAACGAAUCGGGAUUUUAUUACGAUAAUUGCAAACGAGAGGACAGUUUUGUUAAACAUGCAGAUAAUAUGGACGACGCAAAAAUGUUGUGGCAGUUAAGCUGCGAACUCGUAGACAUAGAAGAGUCGUACAGAAUCUAA